CAAGUCAGAGCAGUUAGAAAGAGAGCAAUCAGGCUGCUGCUGGGGAAGCAACCACUCCUGCAAUGCAUUCUCCCGACUUGUUCCAUCAUCGCAAAUAAAGAAGCUCAUCGUCUUCAAACAACUCCCCUGCAUUUCCAGGUAUAAAUCUGCUCCUAUCUUGCACUCCAGCACCAAUCGCAGCACCAGCAAUCCUUGGACAAUUCAGCAGCAACCAUGAGCGAGCCCGCCACCGUGAUCCACAUGGACGACGGCAAGGCCCCGGUUGCAGCACCAGCAGCAGCGUCCUCCUACGCCACAGCUCCAGCUCACGCCACCAGCACGACUAGUAGUGCUGCGCCGCGCAUGACCCGCAAUGGUCUCCCGUUUCUCCUGCGCUCCGGCGCCGAUGGCUUCCGGCGCUGCCUGGCCGUCAUCGACUUCUUGCUCAGGGUGGCCGCCUUCGGUCCCACGCUGGCGGCAGCCAUCUCGACGGGCACGGCCGACGAGAGGCUGUCCGUGUUCACGCAGUUCUUCCAGUUCCACGCAAGAUUCGACGACUUCCCGGCGUUCACGUUCUUCAUGGUGGGCAACGCGAUCGCGGCGGGGUACCUGGUGCUGUCGCUGCCCUUCUCCGUCGUGGGCAUCCUCCGGCCCAAGGCCACCGGCGUGAGGCUGUUCCUGCUCGUCUGCGACGUGGUGAUGAUGUUGCUGCUGACGGCGGCCGGUGCUGCUGCGGCGGCUAUAGUGUACGUGGCGCACUGGGGGAACCGGCGCGCCAACUGGGUGCCCAUCUGCAUGCAGUUCCACGGCUUCUGCCAGCGCACCAGCGGCGCCGUCGUGGCCACCUUCCUCGCCGUCCUCGUCUUCAUCGUGCUCAUCCUCAUGGCUGCAUGUGCCAUCCGGAGGCGCCUGCAUUGAACAGAGAUUGCUUUGCUUCGGGCGUUUAUAUAUCUUUGAGUGGAUUCUUGUUUUCAAUUCCAUCGGUGUGCUAGCUGUGUUCGAGAUGCGCUAGCUUGUGAUUUCUCUCAUUCAAGAAUGCUGGUUAUUACUUAUCACUUCACUUCACUUGUGUCAUGCAUGUAAGAAGGUAACGUGGGCAAUAUAAUGUA
Messenger RNA from Phragmites australis (common reed), 1088 nucleotides. Its product is annotated as casparian strip membrane protein 2-like. Bases 214 to 897 code for a protein of 227 amino acids. The transcript has 2 exons. NCBI's taxonomy places the organism in Eukaryota, Viridiplantae, Streptophyta, Magnoliopsida, Poales, Poaceae. The record is from RefSeq and is a predicted model, not a curated record.